UUCUCCUCACGCUUUCUGGCGGUUGCAUCAUUUCGGCGAGGCCAGGGGCGACGGCGGCCGCGGCCACGGGGCCAGAAUGGUUCAGCAAGUGGCAGAAACCAUCAGUUUUCCUGGUGAAGAAGAAAAAACCCUGCAGUUCUGGACAAAGUUUAAUUGUUUUCAGGAAUGCCUAAAGCAGUCAAAAAAUAAACCCAGAUUUACUUUCUAUGAUGGACCUCCAUUUGCUACUGGACUUCCUCAUUACGGCCAUAUACUUGCCGGGACAAUUAAAGACAUAGUUACCAGAUAUGCUCACCAGAGUGGAUUUCAUGUUGACAGAAGAUUUGGAUGGGAUUGUCAUGGUUUACCAGUGGAGUAUGAAAUAGACAAGACUCUUGGAAUCAAAGGACCGGAAGAUGUGGCCAAAAUGGGGAUUGUCGAAUAUAACAAUCAAUGUAGGGCAAUCGUGAUGAGAUAUUCUACUGAAUGGAAGGCCACUGUUACCAGACUUGGCCGCUGGAUUGACUUUGACAAUGACUAUAAAACUCUGUAUCCACAGUUCAUGGAGUCUGUAUGGUGGGUUUUCAAGCAGCUGUAUGAUAAAGGUCUGGUUUACAGAGGUGUGAAAGUUAUGCCCUACUCAACUGCAUGUAGCACUCCGCUCUCUAACUUCGAGUCUCAUCAGAACUACAAGGAUGUUCAAGAUCCUUCAGUAAUUGUAACUUUCCCCUUGGAUGAAGAUGAAAGUGUAUCUUUAAUUGCUUGGACCACGACGCCGUGGACGCUUCCUAGUAAUCUUGCCCUCUGUGUUAAUCCAGAACUACAGUAUGUGAAAGUUAGAGAAAGCGCAACAGGAAAGCUCUAUAUUUUGAUGGAAGCUAGACUGGUGAUACUCUACAAAUCUGAAAGUGAAUAUGAAAUACUUGAAAAGUUUCCUGGCAUUUCUCUCAAAGGCAAGAAAUACAAACCACUGUUUGAAUAUUUUAUUAAGUGCAAAGAUACUGGAGCUUUCACUGUAGUAGUAGAUAACUACGUUAAGGAGGAAGAGGGCACAGGUGUUGUACACCAGGCUCCGUACUUUGGUGCUGAUGACUACAGGGUGUGUAUGGACUUCAACAUUAUUCAGAAAGACUCAGUACCAGUUUGUCCUGUUGAUGCUUCUGGCUGUUUCACAGCAGAUGUGACAGACUUUUCUGGGCAGUAUGUGAAGGAUGCAGAUAAAAAUAUCAUCCGAACUCUGAAGGAGCGAGGCCGACUUGUUCUGGCCAGUACUUUCAAUCACAACUACCCGUUUUGCUGGAGAUCAGACACGCCGCUGAUUUACAAAGCCGUGCCAAGCUGGUUUGUUCGAGUGGAGUGCAUGGUGGAUAAAUUGUUGAAGAAUAACGACCAGUGCUAUUGGGUUCCAGAAUUUGUGAGGGAGAAGCGGUUUGGGAACUGGUUGAAAGAAGCUCGCGACUGGGCAAUUUCCAGAAACAGAUACUGGGGGACGCCCAUUCCACUUUGGGUCAGUGAUGAUUUUGAGGAGGUAGUCUGUGUAGGAUCAGUGGCAGAAUUGGAAGAGCUGACUGGAACGAAGAUUACUGAUCUCCAUAGGGAAAGCAUCGAUCACCUCACCAUUCCUUCCCGUGGUGGAAAGGGACCCUUGCGUCGAGUUUCUGAAGUCUUUGACUGUUGGUUUGAGAGCGGAAGCAUGCCUUAUGCACAAGUUCAUUAUCCCUUUGAAAAGAGGAAAGAGUUUGAAGAUGCUUUUCCUGCAGACUUUAUUGCUGAAGGCAUCGACCAGACUAGAGGAUGGUUUUACACUCUCCUGGUGCUAGCCACAGCUUUGUUUGGAAAACCGCCUUUCAAGAAUGUGAUUGUGAAUGGACUUGUGCUAGCCAGUGAUGGUCAAAAAAUGAGCAAACGAAAGAAAAACUAUCCCGAUCCAGUAUCCAUCAUUGUGUCAUAUGGAGCCGAUGCCCUAAGGUUGUACCUCAUAAACUCUCCUGUUGUAAGAGCAGAAAAUCUUCGGUUCAAGGAGGAAGGCGUAAGGGAUGUGCUGAAGGAUGUUUUGCUUCCUUGGUACAACGCAUACCGCUUUCUCAUUCAAAACGUUUUAAGGCUUCAUAAGGAAGAGGAAAGAGAGUUCCUCUACAAUGAGAACACAGUUAAGGAAAGCAGCAACAUUACAGACAGGUGGAUCUUAUCCUUCAUGCAGUCUCUCAUUGGGUUUUUCCAGACUGAAAUGGCAGCUUACAGGCUUUAUACUGUAGUCCCUCGGCUAGUUAAAUUUGUGGAUGUGCUAACCAACUGGUACGUCAGAAUGAAUCGCAGACGGUUAAAGGGUGAAAAUGGGAUUGAGGAUUGUGUUAUGGCCUUAGAAACCUUGUUUAGCGUUCUGUUCUCCAUGUGCCGACUUAUGGCCCCAUAUACGCCUUUCCUCACGGAGCUGAUGUACCAGAAUUUGAAGACUCUCAUUGACCCCGCUUCUAUCCAGGAGAAAGACACGCUUAGUAUUCAUUACCUCAUGCUUCCCCAAGUUAGGGAGGAGCUGAUUGACAAAAAAAUGGAGCGUGCAGUGUCCAGGAUGCAGUCUGUGAUUGAACUGGGGCGGGUGAUCCGAGAGAGGAAAACUAUUCCCGUAAAGUAUCCUCUGAAAGAAGUUGUAGUUAUCCAUCAAGACCCCGAAGCCCUUAAGGAUAUCCAGUCUUUGGAGAAGUAUAUACUUGAGGAGCUAAAUGUGCGGCAAGUGACGGUAUCCACAGACAAAAAUAAAUAUGGGAUUACGCUGAGGGCAGAACCUGAUCACAUGGUCCUUGGGAAGCGCUUGAAGGGAGCUUUUAAAACAGUGAUGGCCUCUAUCAAGGAACUGAAAAGUGAACAGUUGGAGGAAUUCCAAAAGAAUGGCACCAUUGUAGUGGCAGGGCAUGAGCUCCAUGAAGAAGAUAUUUGCCUAAAGUACACCUUCAGUCAGAUCACCGGAGGACCUUCCCAAUAUGAAGCCCAUUCUGAUGCUCAGAUUUUGGUUCUCUUGGAUGUUACUCCAGAUCAAUCAAUGGUUGAUGAAGGAAUGGCCCGAGAGGUGAUAAAUCGCAUCCAGAAACUUCGAAAGAAGUGUAAUCUAGUUCCCACAGACGACAUUACUGUGUACUGCAAGUCACAACCUGAAGGAGGGCAUUUGGAUUCUGUUAUCAAAAGUCACACAGAUUUUAUUUUUGCAACAAUAAAGGCUCCCUUAAAGCCGUACCCAGUGCCUACCUCAAGUGAAGUGCUUAUUCGAGAAAUGACCCAGUUGAAGGGAUCUGAUCUGGAGAUUACAAUUACCAGUGGAACAUCUAAUGCCGGUCCUGCUUGUGCCUAUGUUAAUCUUAACAUCUGUGUUAAUGGUACCGAGCAAGGGGGAGUGUUGCUCCUGGAAAAUCCAAAAGGAGACAACAGGCUAGACCUCCUGAAACUGAAGAGUGCUGUCACCCACAUUUUCAAUCUUAAAAAUACCAAGCUGGCCAUUUUCAAUGGAAAAACAGAAGUACUAAAUAAAACUGAUCUUCUGGCCUUGCGUGGAAAGACACUGUGCGUGACAUCUGGGUCAGUCCCAUCUGCAGUUAACGGUCCUGCAGCCCUUCUCUGCAAUUAUAUCAAUUUACAGCUACUGAACGUGAAGCCACAAGAGUGUCUGAAUGGAGUGGUAGGCACACUUCUCCUGGAAAACCCGGUCGGCCAGAAUGGACUUACUUAUCCAGGUCUUCUACACGAAGCAGCGAAAGUGUUUGGGCUCAGGAGCAGAAGGCUAAAACUCUAUCUGAAUGACGCUCAAACCCAAGAGAUUACAAAAGAAACAUGUAUGAAGUCGUUGAAUAUGAAGACCGUAUAUAUUCAUGUUUCUCCAACUACGGCCGAAUGCUGAGUAUUUCUUUCAAGUAUGGCUGUGUGGACUCUUCGUCCCGCUCAGCCCUCCUCCACACUGGCCCCCGGAAGAUCUUUUUGACCAUUACUUGCAUGUGUAACACUCUGAAUUUGGGUUCAAAGUCAAUUAUUUUCAUUCACAUACUGUGUGGGAAAAGCCGUUUUGAGUUACACCCACUCUUGAUCCUAGAUAUCUAUGCAGUAAUUUGCUGACAGAAAUUGGAUCGGUACCUCAGAGAUGCAAUCUUCUGCCAAUCCUUUUAUGCAAAGGUCAUUUCUAGUCCUCAAGAUUUCACCUUAAAUAUAACAUACGGUGUAGGCCAAAUACCUUUGAAAUUCAUUAGAGAGUGGUGUGAUUUUUUUGCGUGUAUGCUAACUGGAUUUACGUAGGAAUGUGGAUUAUUAUUUCCGUAUCCAGAAACCAAAACAAUAAACUAGAGUUCACGCAAUAAAU
Molecule: messenger RNA, 4318 nt
Organism: Tachyglossus aculeatus (Australian echidna)
Lineage: Eukaryota; Metazoa; Chordata; Mammalia; Monotremata; Tachyglossidae
Gene: IARS1
Product: isoleucyl-tRNA synthetase 1
Exons: 34
Coding region: 77-3865 (1262 amino acids)
Biological process (GO): isoleucyl-tRNA aminoacylation
Molecular function (GO): tRNA binding; aminoacyl-tRNA deacylase activity; isoleucine-tRNA ligase activity
Source: RefSeq, a predicted model, not a curated record